Molecule: messenger RNA, 2922 nt
Organism: Ipomoea nil (Japanese morning glory)
Lineage: Eukaryota; Viridiplantae; Streptophyta; Magnoliopsida; Solanales; Convolvulaceae
Product: putative late blight resistance protein homolog R1B-8
Exons: 3
Coding region: 154-2922 (922 amino acids)
Biological process (GO): defense response to other organism
Molecular function (GO): ADP binding
Source: RefSeq, a predicted model, not a curated record
CUUGCCAUCAAAAUUUAUGCUCGUUGAAAUCGAUUGUGAUAAGUGUCAUGAUUCUUUAUAUUGAUUGGCGACCCAUGAGUGACAGAAAGCUUUCAACAACCUCAAGGAGAAACUAAGCUCAUUUAAAGAGAGGGUUUUGAACUCACUGGGACAAUGCCUGACAUCCCAACGUCUCCCGGUUUUGAUGAAAUUGUGGUGGGAUUUGAGGAUGAAACUGAAAAAAUAACAGGCCGGCUGAUUAGAGGACCAAAAGAGCUAGAUGUUGUAUCGAUUACUGGUAUGGCUGGGCUCGGCAAGACAACUCUGGCCAGAAAGGUGUUUUGCCAUAAACCUGUUAUUGAUUGGUUUCAUUUUCGGGCAUGGUGCUGUGUCUCUCUAGAAUAUGACAAGAACCACGUAUUCCAUGAAGUUUUUAGUCAAGUUGCAGACGGUAUGAGUGAGGAUGAUACAGAUAAAGUGGUGCUUGAAAUUUUAAUGAAAAAGUGCAAAGAUGAGCAAAGCUGGGUUGAUACUGCUGAAGCCCUACGCAUGGCCCUACGGGGAAGUAUAUCUAGUACACUGCACGAAAGCAUAAUGGGGAAGUGCGAAAACACCAAGAAUUGGGAUGAUAUUGCUAAGCCGUUGUAUGAAAGCUUAAUUGUAAAUUUUGAAGACAAUAAUGUCAGAGAUGAUGCCACUGAAAUGUCUCCCAAAUUCCGAGUGGAAAGGCACAAAGACAUUAAGAUGUGGGAAGAAAUAACAAGUGCGAUAAGCCAAAGCAAAAUUGUAGACAAAAAAGACAUUAGGAGAACAGAUGAUGAAGUUCGGAAGUUGUUCAAAAGCCUACAGGAUCUAGCUGAGGUGUUGUUCAAAAACAUAAAUGAGAAUGACAGUUGGAAAGAAAUGCUGGAAACAUUAUUCAAAAGCUUAAAUGAUAUAGUUGAAACGUUGCUCAUAAGCCUAAAUAAGAAAUGCAAAGACAGUAAAAGCUGGGAUGACAACAUAGCUGAGAAGCUACGCAAGAAACUGCUAGGACAAAGAUACCUCAUUGUCUUGGAUGAUGUUUGGAGAAAAGAAGCAUGGGAUGAGUUAAGUAGAGCUUUUCCCUUGGGCGCAGAAGGAAGCAGAAUCAUCUUAACAAGUAGAGAUUAUGAAGUUGGAAAAUAUGCCAGGUCUGAUGCUGAUCACCAUCCUCUUCGUUUUUUCACUACUGAAGAGAGCCAAGAUUUACUGCAGUUAAAGCUAUCUAAAGAGAAUGUUGGCCCUCCAGAGUUAAAGGAAUUUGGGAGACAGAUAGCAGAAAGAUGUGGUGGAGUACCAUUGGUGGUUGUUUUGGUAGCUGGUAUUCUUCAAAAGAAGAUUGAAGAAAAAUACUUCUCGUGGAAUGAAUUUCUUCAAAGUUUAAGGUCACAUAUCAGGGGAGAUGAAUCUCGGAGCAUGGAUGUAAUAGCAUUGAGUUACAAGCAUUUACCUGAGCAUUUAAAGCCAUGCCUUCUUUACUUUGGGGCAUUCCCAGAGGACUAUGAAAUUCCUGUGUCCAAAUUGAUACAGUUGUGGAUGGCUGAAGGGUUUGUGAAACAAAUAGAAAAGAAGGUACCGGAGGAUGAAGCAGAGGAAUACCUGAAUCAUCUAAUUGGUAGUAACCUAAUAAUGGUUUCCACCAGGGGAUACAAUGGCAGUGUCAGAACAUGCCGUAUUCAUGAUCUGGUAGGUAGCUUUUGUCUGACAAAAGCCAAGAAAGAUAAAUUCUUGAUGCAAACAGACAGUGAACAAACCAGUCCACAGUCGGAAUUGACUUCUACUUAUGAUCGGUUUUGUUUGCUUAAAAGGACUGAUAAAUAUCUGUCUCCUGAUUCAGCUAUGUCACUUAAUCCUAGUCUUGUCACGCUUUUGUGCUUUUCAUCACAUAAUCCUAACCUUGGCACACAUUCCCUCUUUGCAUCGAUGGAUCCUUCCCUUGAUUUCUUGAUAGCUAACACAUUCAAACUUGUGAGAGUACUGGACUUGGAGUCCAUAUUUGUGGGCAAAUCAUUUUUGCCCAUGGUGGAGUUUCUCCUUUCUUUAAGGUACCUUGCUGUUUGUCUAAAAGGUUGGUGUUCAGUUCCACAGCCAUCUCUAGAGCGUCUUCACCAUCUAGAAACAUUCAAGGUGAAAUCAAGUGCAGAUUUGCAUUUACCAUUAAUGAUUUGGAAUUUAAAGGGUUUGAGACAUUUGCAUAUAGAUCACUAUUGUCAUUGGUGCCUCAAAAUGAGAAAUUCUUUCCGUAUACCCCCAAAGCCUUUAAAUCUCCAAACCUUUUCCUUCCCGGUCCUAUUGACCUCACACAUGAAUGAGCGUCUGUUGAGGAAGCUUCCUCAUCUCCGAAAACUUAGAUGCAGAUUUUCAACAUCAUGGUAUGGCAAUUGCUAUAGAUUCCCUAAGUUGGGAUUUCUUGAUCAACUUGAAUCUCUGGAAGCAUGUCACACCAGUGACCAUCUGAAUGCACCAAUCCAUUCCGCAUUUGACUUUCCACCAAGUCUCAAGGAAUUGACACUCCACAAGUUUCGCCUGCCAUGGCAUUACAUUUCAGCAAUUGCCAAGCUGCCCCGUCUUGAGUCUCUUGAACUGUUCUCAUCAUUUGAUGGUGAUCAAUGGGAUGUUGAGGAAGGGAACUUCCGCAAACUCAAGUUCUUGAGAAUAUGCGAAUCCUGGAUUGUGAGAUGGAAUGCCACUGCUGAAUGUUUUCCCAGACUUGAGCGACUGGUUGUGGCAAAGUGCAGUCAUCUUAAAGAGGUGCCAUCUGAUUUCCAAGAUAUUACUACUCUAGAAGUAAUUGAAAUUGAUCAAUGCAACAGCUCUGUUGCUCGCUCAGUCAAGAAAAUUCAGGAAGGCAUGGAGGGACUGGGAAACAAGAUAAAUGUUCGCAUACUAAAUCCUGUUCUGGGACUAGGAAAGCGUAAGUAA